Molecule: messenger RNA, 1486 nt
Organism: Anas platyrhynchos (mallard)
Lineage: Eukaryota; Metazoa; Chordata; Aves; Anseriformes; Anatidae
Gene: LRG1
Product: leucine rich alpha-2-glycoprotein 1
Molecular function (GO): protein binding
Source: RefSeq, a predicted model, not a curated record
CCACAUCCUGGCAGCAUGGAAAUGGGGACGGCCACGUCCCACGGUUCUGGCACCGUGCGAGCUGGCAGCGCUGGCGAAGGCGGCGAUUUCCCGAGCGGCACGUGGGGACGAGCCACCAACCAGCUCGGUGACGGCCACCACCACUGGGGAGGAAGGAACCGGGACCCUCAGUCCCCGAAGAGCCCGGCCGACCCCUGCAGGAGCUCCGGCACCACCACCAUGGUGCCACCGGGCUGGAUCCUGCUGCCGCUGCUGCUGCUGGUGCUGAGCAGCCCCUCCACGCCGUGCCCCCCGCAGCCCAACGCCACCCGCUUCGUCUGCACCGAGCCCACCCUGCGCACCUUCCCCGGGGGGCUGCCCCCCACCACGCUGGCCGUCUCGGUGGAAUUCACGGCCGUGGCCACCCUGGCUCCCGACGCCCUGGCGGGGCUGCCGGAGCUGCAGGAGCUGCACCUCGCCUCCAACCUCCUGGCCUCCCUGCCCGAGGAGCUGCUGUGGCCCGUGCCCGCCCUGCGCGUCCUCGACCUGACGGCCAACGCGCUGCCCGAGCUGCCCGCCCGCCUCUUCCAGCGCUCCCAGCUCCUGCAGCACCUGGUGCUGCGGGGGAACCGCCUGCGGGCGCUGCAGCCCCCCUGGUUCCAGCACCUCGCCCGCCUGCGCUGGCUCGACGUGGGGGCCAACGCGCUGGCGGAGGUGCCUGCGGAGGUUUUCCACCCGCUGGUGUCCCUGCAAAGCCUGGACCUGUCCCACAACCGCCUGGAGAGCCUGGACGGGCGCUCGCUGGCUGGGCUGCGGGAGCUGGAGCGGCUCGACCUGGAGGGGAACCGGCUCCGUGCGCUGCCCCCCGACGCCUUCGCGCCCGUGCCCGCCCUGCGCCUGCUUUUCCUGCAGGGCAACGAGCUGCGGGCGCUGCCCGCUGGCCUCUUUGCCCCCCUCAGCCACCUCCAGGUCCUCGACCUGGCGCACAACCGGCUGCGGGCCCUGGAGCUGCCCCCGCGCCCCCCCGGCCCCCCGCUGUCCCUCGACAUCUCGGGCAACCCCUGGGCCUGUGAGUGCCCGCUGCUGGAGCUCCUGCGGCGCGCGGCCCCGCAGCUCGUGGCCGCCCGUGGCACCCUCUGUGCCAGCCCCCCCCACCGCCAGGGACAGGAGGUGGGCACCCUGAGCCAGGCUGGGGACGCAGGGUGCCAGCCCGAGGAGGAUGGGCAGAGCCUGCCCGACCCCUAGGUAAAGGGAUUGGGGUCGCCCAGGUGCCCGCCUGGGUCCCCUCCUGGGUCCCCUCCUGGGUCCCCUCUUGGGUCCCCUCCUGCCCUGAUGCUGUGUCCCCAGCUGAGCCGGGUUCUCCUGGGGAAACUGAGGCAGGGGGAGCCCAAUCCCCCUGUUCCCAUCCCACCUUCUCCACCCCGAUGGCCCCCAGCCCUGUCCCACCUGUCCCACGUCCCUGUCCCCAUCCCGCCCCCCAAGACAUUAAACAGCGACCUCGAGACAA